AUGAUCAAACAAUAUGAUGGCAUGUUGGACAUGGAUAUGGUAUGCAGUCAGACCAUUCAAGUGAUGGAGGACAUUAUCAACACCAAGUUGACCACCAAAGUCAGUCCAAUACUAUAUAAAGAAUUGUCCGAGAUUCCAGAUAGCACCACUGAUGACCUUGUGUUCAUACCCGACGGCCAGUUUGAUCAAGACACUCGCUUCAUUAUGAAGUUCAUCAAGAAUGUCAUCUCCAUCAAUGGAUACCACAACAAUCACUCUAUGUUGACCAACUUUAUCAAGUCGUUCCCACUGCUAAUGAUCACUGAUGUUGAUGAAGCCAAUGAUAGGAUUGUCCAGUGUAUCAAGAACUUCAAUGGAGAGCAGGAUCAUGAUACCAAGUGCCAGAAUGAAGUUGGUGGAAUGUUGUACACCCAUUUGGAGCUAUUCAAGUAUCUGUCUCAUGACCUGAUCCAGUUCUUUGCCAGCUUCAUGACAUCAUCCAACUUUAUCAAGACCAGUGCUAAAGUAAAGUCGCACCUCUCCUUGGACAAGACAAUGUUCGCUCUGAUGGAGGAUAUUCAACAGUUGUACUCAAUGAUUCAACCAAUCAUUGAAGCACAUACUCCAGGCAGCAUGAAUAUCCCUUCCACCACGCAAGAGUUCUGUUCCAAGAUGUUUAAGAGGAUGCCAACAAACAUUGCGCCACAGAUUGAUCAUCUAAAUUUGUUGCAGAACAACUUGGACGGCAUCAAGGAGUUGUUCUCCACAGUGGAGAUCUUGAACAUACUCCCAGCAGUUGGCAACACCAGUAAGAAUGAGUAUGUCGCUGGGAAGGUAGGAGAUUGGUGUCGCCAGGUCACAGUCAAUCGACCAUCAGGUUCGACAGAGGUCUACAAGCUGAGUGUCAACUCUUGCAAUGAGAGGAAGCAGUUGAUCUUGGAUGCUUUGGCUACAUUGGCGCACACAUCUGACCUCGUGCCAAUCAGAUACUUGAAUAGGUGUGUUACCCUGUACCAGUUCAUCUUGGAGGAAGAUGAGGGCAAUGACACUCUCCAGCUCAUCAAGGCAAACCUCAGCAGUGACACCAUCCAUUCGUUGGCAAGAGAGGCAAGUUUCCUUAUUGCUCAACUCCAAAAUGGUGUUUCCAAUGAUGUCCUGAUCAAUCAACUUGCAUUGACUUUGUCCCAGGUUAAUCCAGACCUCGUGGUGGCCCGUCGCCAACUCUUUGGCAAGAUUGUUCACCAUGCCAGCCAACCAGGACCGUUGAAGGAUUUGCUAGACAACCUGGAUGUAUUCACUGAUGCCAUGAGACCGAUCAACACGCCCUGUCAUCCAUUGGCACCAUAUCUGAUCAACUGGUUGAGAUUCAGCAAGGAUGUGACCUACACCACUCAUCCGAGCAUUAGUCCAUGGCUGGACAUCUUUGAGUAUGACUGCUCGCUUGAAGGCGAACAGGCCGUUGAAGUGGACCACUUGAUGAAUCAGCUCCAGAAGUGUAUACCUUCACUCGGCAAUCAUACCAAGGCUCCAGGCAAUGCAUUGGCCAACAUCCUGCGCCAAAUCAAUGGCUCACCCAAAGACUUUAAUUGGGUUAUCGAUACGGCUAAGUGUCCAAUGAGCAAGCACGACUCGAGGACCUUUGGAGGCAUCAUGCACCUACGUAGACUUAACGAUGGUGCCACGUUCAGCAUUACACAUGACCUCGCAAAAUGUGCAAGUGCCACCUCUUGUCAGUGCUUUGGCAUAGGUAAAGACACCAUCCUCCAAGCUUCCAAGUACUUCGUAGUCGACAACACAGACAUGAUCUAUUGGUCUUGGAAUGACAACCUCAUCAUCGAGCUCAAUGAUCACUUUGAAUGUUCUAAACAUCUUCCAUCAUAUAAGCUCCAAGCAUUCAUGUAUAAACAACCUGUUGGUGUUGGUGCUGAUGUUGUUGAAGAGAGUGUUAUGGUUAUCAACACCAAUGAUGGAUACAUCCUACUAUGUACAGAGUAA
Molecule: messenger RNA, 1974 nt
Organism: Acytostelium subglobosum LB1
Lineage: Eukaryota; Evosea; Eumycetozoa; Acytosteliales; Acytosteliaceae
Exons: 3
Coding region: 1-1974 (657 amino acids)
Source: RefSeq, a predicted model, not a curated record